UUAAAGUACCUCGUAAUUUUCGCUUAUUGGAAGAACUUGAAGAAGGUCAGAAAGGAGUAGGUGAUGGUACAGUAAGCUGGGGCCUUGAAGAUGAUGAAGAUAUGACACUCACCAGAUGGACAGGCAUGAUUAUUGGGCCACCAAGG
Molecule: messenger RNA, 146 nt
Organism: Tinamus guttatus (white-throated tinamou)
Lineage: Eukaryota; Metazoa; Chordata; Aves; Tinamiformes; Tinamidae
Source: RefSeq, a predicted model, not a curated record